AUGGCGUCCCUACCUUACGAACUCGAAAAAAUUAACAAGCUAGGGUUUACGAUGUACGCCGACGACGUAUCGAUCUGGACCAAGAGCGAAGACAUCAAGAGGCAACAAGACACACUCCAAGCCGGCCUAGACAUGAUUGAAGCCCACCUUCACAAGGUAGGCCUCCAAGCCUCCCCAGACAAGACUAACUAUGUCACCAUAGCACCCAAACGACAACGAGUAAUGAAGAUUGGUGACCAGCUCCAUCUCGUGCUCGCAGGAAAGCGAAUCCAGCCCUCUACGUCUGUCAAGAUCCUGGGAAUUACCGUGGAGGAGACAGGCAAAGGGGACAUAUGGCUUCAAGACACGCUGAAGUACUGCACCUCUGCCCUCAAUGCCAUCAGAAGAAUCUGCAGCGCCAAGGGCGGUGCAACGGACGAGAUCGCCAGAAGGAUGGUAAAGGCCAUGGUAGUCUCCCGAGUCUGCUACGGAGCCCGACACUACUGGCUCACCAAGGCACAGUGGCGAAAACUUGAGUCCCUGAAUAACCAAGCUAUGAGGAUCAUCACGGGCCUCCCUCGGUUCACCCCGCUCAGGAAACUAAAGGAGCACGCACAGAUCAACUCACUUCAUGACACCGUCGUCGCUCGCACGGUUGCACACGGCGAACGUCUUAAGCACUUUAAGCAAGGACGGGAAAUCCUGAAACUCCUAUGGCGCGCAGCAGAAGGCCUCCCAAACCUUCCCGAGCAACUCCCUCCUUGGGAAGAUCACAUGAACAUUGCUGAAAACAAGCCGACUGCUCGAAAAGGCGACUCCCAACAGCAAGCACGAAUCGCAAAAGUGCACUCCAGAACGGUUGAGACAUGGACCAACCCCACUCACAUCAUGGCCGCAUAUACCGACACCGCCGCAGAAGACUCCCCGGUUCCGCUGAAGACCGCGGCAGUCUACUUUCCAGCUCUCGGCUCCUCGGCCGCGAACGCACUUCCAAUGCGCACCUCCAUCAAAGGGGGAAGGAACGACUACCAAAAUUUCCUGGGUCCCUGCGCAUGCAGGCAUCGAGGGCAAUGA
Ixodes scapularis (black-legged tick) is the source of this 1053-nucleotide messenger RNA. RefSeq lists its product as uncharacterized. NCBI's taxonomy places the organism in Eukaryota, Metazoa, Arthropoda, Arachnida, Ixodida, Ixodidae. Bases 1 to 1053 code for a protein of 350 amino acids. The record is from RefSeq and is a predicted model, not a curated record. The transcript has 2 exons.